AUGGAUGAACGCAAUAGGAAUCCAUUUGCAAGUGCAAGUGGAGGAGGGGGGCACAGUACAAGUGCGAGCUCCAACUCCAGUUUUAGUAGCGGCGUGGCGGAUACAGAGGAUGAUCAGACCAUUGCACGUAUAUUAGCUGAAGAUGAGAGCUCAGGAAGAGAGGGCAUGCUUGGGAAGAGACUCUCUCAUUUAGAUUCUAUACCACACACUCCUCGUGUUAACAAUCAAAUACCCGAUUUAAAUGAUGCAACAUUAGACCAUGAGCUGCUCUCUGUGAGGUUGGCCACAUAUGGUUUAGCUGAACUACAGAUGGAUGGAAAUUGCCAGUUCCGAGCUCUAGCAGACCAGCUUUUCCGUAAUCCAGAUUACCAUAAGCAUGUUAGGAAGCAUAUUGUAAAGCAGUUGAAAAAGCAACGAAAGUUAUACGAAGGAUAUGUGCCGAUGAAAUACAGACACUACACCAGGAAGAUGAAAAAACCGGGUGAAUGGGGAGAUCAUGUUACUCUUCAGACUGCUGCAGAUCGUUUUAAAGCGAAGAUAUGCUUAGUCACAUCAUUCCGGGAACAAUCCUACAUUGAGAUACUUCCCCAUAACAAGAAUCCUCUUAGAGAGGCUUGGCUUAGCUUCUGGAGCGAAGUGCAUUACAAUUCGCUAUACUCUAGUGGAGAUGUUCCCACAAGACAAUACAGGAAGAAGCAUUGGCUCUUCUAGGAUUGGAUUCAUAUGUAUGUAUAGUAUACUCAGAUUGUGUGUCAACUUUGUAAUAACCUCACUCUGUUACAUUGGUUUCAUGAUUGUUUCCAUCUCAACACUUGCAUCGUAAAAGAACCGAGUAAACGUAGAUAUGUUAUUUAUAUAAUCAUCUGAUUUUUUUUUUUUGACAGAUUCUUUUUUAAAAAGUUUACUUGGAAUAUUCUGGAUCAUAACGAAAAAUACAACUAAGUAACAGCAAAUAGUGUUAAUAGUUUAAAGAAGUGGACCAUAAUGAGAUCAAUUUGAACGGCCGGGAUAAAAUACAUUCACAUGGACCAAUCGAUAACGUGUCGUAUAGUUUUAUAUUUUGUUGAAAUGUUUUUAUAUUUGGGUUGAGUUUCAAACAAGUAACGCAGUGGCCCUUAAAUCACAAGGAGUAAAAGAAUCAGUGGGAUCUGGAGAGAAAGCAUCAUUUGCUUUGACUCAUAGAACUAGAAGCAUCAUUAACCAAAGUAAUGAGUGCUCACCAUAUUAGUCCUCGUCGUCUAGUUGGUUCCAGAUAACUUUUCUAGUCUGCUAACUAUUU
Brassica oleracea var. oleracea is the source of this 1279-nucleotide messenger RNA. RefSeq names its product OTU domain-containing protein DDB_G0284757. The record is from RefSeq and is a predicted model, not a curated record. NCBI's taxonomy places the organism in Eukaryota, Viridiplantae, Streptophyta, Magnoliopsida, Brassicales, Brassicaceae. Gene Ontology annotation, biological process: protein deubiquitination. Gene Ontology annotation, molecular function: cysteine-type deubiquitinase activity.